UUCAUGGCUGGUCCAUGAAUAAGGCAAUCUCAUAUAAUUGUGUGUUUCUGACAAACUCUUUGCAUAAAGCACCAAAGAUACUCCAUCGAGCUCUCUGCCAUGAACUCUCUCACUCUUCCAUUUCUAUUGGUUCAUUUCUCUCUCCUAAUCCUUCUCACCUCUGUUUCUGCUACCUUACCCCACAAAAUCCCAAGGCUCAGUAUACUCCAUGGAACAUUCACUAGAGGCCCAUCCAAUACCAUCUCAGCCUCUGCAUCAAAUGACAUGGAAACCUUCUUUUACAACCAAACACUUGAUCACUUCAACUACAGGCCGGAGAGCUAUGCAACUUUUAAGCAAAAAUAUGUAAUCAACUCCAAGUAUUGGGGUGGUGCAAAAGAAAGUGCUCCAAUCUUUGUCUACUUUGGUGAUGAGCAGCCACUUGAUGUGCAAAUGGGUGCAGUUGGGUUUCUUUCAGAGAAUGCUCCUCAUUUCAAAGCUCUGCAAGUUUACAUAGAGCAUCGAUUCUACGGACAUUCUAUACCAUUUGGAACAACGGACGAGGCGAUGAGCAAUGACAGCACUCGUGGUUAUUUCAAUUCGGCUCAGGCUCUUGCGGAUUAUGCAGAGGUGAUCAUCUACUUGAAGAAAAAACUAUCCGCACAUAAUUCACCGGUUAUUGUUGUCGGAGGGUCCUAUGGGGGAAUGUUAGCUUCAUGGUUCCGGCUGAAGUAUCCCCAUGUUGCUCUUGGAGCUCUAGCUUCAUCAGCUCCUAUCCUUUACUUUGACGACACCACCCCACGAGAUGCAUACUAUUCAGUUGUUACCAAGGAUUUCAAAGAAGUUAGUAAUAGUUGCUACGAAAGAAUAAGGAAAUCAUGGUCUGAGAUCGAUAGAGUCGCUUCCAAGCCGAACGGUCUCUCCAUCCUUAGCAAGAAAUUCAGGACUUGCACGCCGUUGGAUAAUUCCGGGGACUUCAAGGGAGUCUUAGAGUUAAUAUAUGCCAUUGCAGCUCAAUAUGAUAGUCCGCCGUCGUACCCUGUUUCACAGGUCUGUGAGAGAAUCGACGGAGCAAAUGAAGGAACCGAUAUUCUUGGCCGGAUAUUUGCCGGCUUUGUUGCUGUCGCUGGAAACAUGACUUGCUAUCCCUUCAAAGAAUACUAUACGACAUCGAAAUUAGAUGGCUGGACUUGGCAAGUAUGCAGUGAGCUGGUGAUACCAGUGGGCAUUGGCGUGAACGACACAAUGUUUCAACCAGAUCCUUUCAAUCUAAAGCAAUUCAUCAAUGGUUGCAGAAGUCUGUAUGGGGUCUCACCUCGGCCGCACUGGAUCACAACCUACUAUGGUGGUCAUGAUAUAAAAUUGGUUCUCCGUAGAUUUGCUAGCAACAUCAUUUUCUCCAACGGUCUCAGAGAUCCUUACAGCAGUGGAGGGGUGUUAGAGAACUUAUCGGACACUCUUCUUGCUGUUCAUACUGCUAAAGGAUCCCAUUGCUUGGAUAUUCUUACGCCAACGAAAACUGAUCCACAGUGGUUGAUAGAUCAAAGAAAAGUGGAGGUCAAGAUCAUUGAAGGAUGGUUCGAAACGUACUACGCCGAUCUUCAUUCUUUGUCACACUAGAUUAAAAACAAACAAAAAUACUCCAAAUAAAAAGCAAAAUAAACAUGCAUAUAUGAUA
Messenger RNA from Rhododendron vialii, 1657 nucleotides. RefSeq lists its product as uncharacterized. Gene Ontology annotation, biological process: proteolysis. The transcript has 9 exons. Gene Ontology annotation, molecular function: serine-type exopeptidase activity; dipeptidyl-peptidase activity. Bases 100 to 1599 code for a protein of 499 amino acids. The record is from RefSeq and is a predicted model, not a curated record. Lineage: Eukaryota; Viridiplantae; Streptophyta; Magnoliopsida; Ericales; Ericaceae.